UGAAUUUCAGUGUUGUUGAGACUUCUCAACUAGCACCUGGGAUAAUACAGACUGUUGUAUUUUGAUUGUGGUAAACGUUUAAUAUGGGCAAUAACUGUCUGUGUAAAGUUAUACCGGAGGACAGCCAGUUGCCAGCCCCACAAGAAGAGUUGGCAACAUCAUCGAAGGUGGUGCCAAAGAAGAAAUCAUAUCGUAAGACCAAAAGAAAUCUGAGGCACUGUAAGCCCUCCCAUAGCAGUGGGAGAUCCGCAGCGGAGCCUCGUGGAGACGCAGGAAGCUCCAGCAGUUCUGCUGAAGUUGCUCCUGUGGAAAAACCAGCGGGUUUUAUUAACACUGAAUCGUAUAAGGACAGCAGAAUCUCAGAAAUGGGGACCGUGCGUUUAGUGGAGAAAUCCUGCGGCUCUGCUGUUGGUCUCUACAGUUUGGAGGAGAACAGUGUUGAGAAUGAAAUGAAUACCAACGAAAUGGAUGCUGACGACAUCGCAGAUGAGCUGGAUGCUGAUGAUCUUGAAGAAGAUGACUCUGGGAGUGGCAUGGAGAGUGAGGACAUCCGUCCGAGUGAUCAAGGUUAUGGCAGUGAAACUUAUGAGACAGAGGAUAUCGACAGUAUGACCGAUACGUCUAGUGGCAGCCUAGAAAGUGAACACUCUAUUGAUGUGCUGUCUGACAAAGACCAGAUGAAGACCACCCCAAAAGAGGAGACAAAUACAUCACCAAAUAAGGUCCAGUCGAGGAAGUGCAGAUGGAUCAGAUCAAUGAUGAGAAGGCUGGGGCUUUGGUACACCAAGUCUUCCAGUAUCAGACCUCAAACCCCAGCUAUGCAUAUGAUAGAAAAGGCCUGCAACACCAGUGAAGACAUGUUUCCAGACAUUGAUGAUAACAACCCUGAAAAUGAUCUGUCUCCUGAGGCCAGCUUGAACUGUGAAGACCGUGAAUCAUGUGAGGAGGUCCAGAUGAAGACCUUACAAGAAGCAUCAGAACCAGCCUUGGUUGCGGUAAAAUGGCCUUUCCUUUUUGUAACCCAGAAAGGAUACCUUCAAAAUACUUCAUUUUUAUGGGCAUCAGAUCUCAAUAACUAA
Molecule: messenger RNA, 1079 nt
Organism: Myodes glareolus (Bank vole)
Lineage: Eukaryota; Metazoa; Chordata; Mammalia; Rodentia; Cricetidae
Source: RefSeq, a predicted model, not a curated record